This is a messenger RNA of Leptonychotes weddellii (Weddell seal), 4474 nucleotides long. It is a transcript of the gene THSD1, whose product is annotated as thrombospondin type 1 domain containing 1. NCBI's taxonomy places the organism in Eukaryota, Metazoa, Chordata, Mammalia, Carnivora, Phocidae. Gene Ontology annotation, cellular component: cell periphery. The record is from RefSeq and is a predicted model, not a curated record.
UUUUUUUUCUUCCCCAAAUAUAGUGCUUUUUACCCAGCAUUCCAUUGCAUUGUGGGUUGCUCUGUUCAGGUCUUCAAAUCAGUGAUUGCGCUAGUAAAAAUUAAGCAUUUAUUUUCAAAAGCUUAAGAAUAUUAAAAGAAAUCCGUAUUAUGAUUUUUAAGGUAGGCUGGUUUAUAUUUCCACUCAGUUCUAAAUACUGAUUAUCACACUAUUCUGUGUUUUACUGGUCAUUUUCAUAAGAAGAAAAAUGUGUUAUAAUCACAAAAUCGGUUGUGAUUAGGAGCUUCUUUAAAAAUUGGUUAUCAUGGAAAAGCAAGCAAUUUGGGAGGAGCAAGUUCAACUUUUGGGAGCUAGGGAAUGCUUACUUCUCCUUACUGUGGUUACUGAGAUCAGAAACUCAAAAGGAAGCAUUUUAUUGCCCUAAGUGCCCACCCUUGCCUGGGAGAUGCGGUGAUGCUCAUAUGCUGUGUUUGGCCACAUUUCCCAGUCCAAGUUCAAGGAAAAGAUUGGAUCAAAUCUAUGCUUAAUCCCAGCAAAAGGGAAUUUUCUUUUUUUGUUGGGGAGCAGAGGGGAGGGACCCCCUAAUCAUCUGCCUAAUUACACUUCAAAUCUCUGCUUCCCUUUGAGGAAAUAGUGUUUCCUUUGUUCAACCAACUCCCAUUGAAGGAAAGCUAAUAGAGACACAUCAGUUUUCUUGCCAUUGAAUUUUUUAUUAUUUCCACAGUCCUUUUAAUUCCAUUAAUUUUUGUCUUUUCUGAAGAGAUGUAAGAUACAUAUUUGGAAUAUAGUAUCUUAUUAAAAUAUAUUAACUGUGGAUAAUGGGGGAAUGUAAACAUUAAGAAAAUAUAUAGUUGGUUAUGUUUAGUAGCCCAUCACUUAUUAGACUGUAGUAUGAAAAAAUUGGCAAGUACCUUGACUCUUAUUCUACAGUCUAAUAGUCUGUUCAUAUCAAAGCAAGUGCCUCCUCCCACAGAUCAUUCUGAGGCUCAGGCCAACAAGGUCUUUCCUGCCCUCUUAGGUGGUUUGGGAAGUUUGCUGCACGAAAUCAUUGAUCUCCCAAUGCAUACUGACAGCAACAAGAAUUGGAAAACUGACAGAAGAUGAUAAUUGCUAUUUAUCUGUUUUCUCUUUAGAGUGCCCUAAACAAGGGAAGUCAGAGUCACAUGGAGUUCACAUUUCAUUGUGAUACUCUGGGUAUUUUUUUGAAAGGUUUGCUAGUUUUGAUAUAGCUUCUAGGCAUUAAGAAAUGAAGCGAUCCAGGAAACAUACCACUUGUGCAAGAAAGGCAGUAGUUGUUACGUCCGUUGGUAGAAGCGAGCCUGGUCUGUACAGCACAAUGCAAAAUGAAAAUUUGGCAAAAUUUUAGCAAAUUGAUUGGUGUGAAAUGCCAAGCAGAUAAACAGGUGAAAAUGUGUUAUCCAGAUUGGCUCUUCGCUUUGAUGAAAUUCAGCAAAGAACAAACUCUCCACUUAAGCAUGUGUUAAUAAAGAUAAGAGGCUUGGUGUUUUGCAAAGAUAAUCUGGUGUUGAGCACCCCUGAAUGUUCUUAACAGGUGCACUAUAAUGUAACAAAAGGGACACGUACAAUUACAAAUUACUUCCCCAGGGAAAAUUAGAGUGUUCCCUAUUUUCUUUUCACUUACAAAGUUUGACUUCUUAGAAUGGUUUUGCCGUAGCAUGAUUACUAUUUUAUAAAUCACAUUGAACAGAGGCAUCAUUUUUUUGAGAUUCUAAUUUCAGGUGUUUUUGGAAAAAAAAAAAAUUCACAGUUUGGAUGUGAGAAAGGACAUGAGGAGACCAAAGACCUGGGAUUUUGCUGAUCAGAAUGAAACAAAUGUUGAAAGACUUUUCAAAUCUAUUGUUGGUGGUACUCUGUGACUGUGUUCUUGGAGAAGCUGAACAUCUCCUCUUGGGAAAGCCGGGCCAUGUAGCGCUAAGCAACAGCACAGUGUCUGUGGAUUUCCAGUAUUUCAGUGGUGCUAAUGGGAUGCUGAGGAAUGUAUCUAUCCUGUUGUUGGAGGCCAACACCAAUCAGACUGUGACCACCAAAUACCUCCUGACCAACCAGUCCCAGGGCACACUCGAGUUUGAAUGCUUCUACUUCAGGGAGGCUGGAGACUAUUGGUUCACGAUGACUUGGGAAGCGGCAGACAACAGCACUCCAGUGGACUGGCGGGAGCAAAGUGCCUUUCUCAAGGUGGAAUGGCCCGUCUUUCACAUCACCUUGAAUAGGACGUCCCAGGCGGCAGAAGGCACCUUCCAGGUGGGCCUUUUUACCAAUCAACCCCUGUGCUCCUUCCCGGUGGACCAGCCUGACAUCUCGGUGGACGUGGUCUUUACCAAUAGUCUGCCCGCGGCGAGAACAAGUCCAGGUCAGCCGCUGGAGAUCAGAACCAGCAAGAGGACAGAACUCUCUCAAGGUCAGUGGGUUGAGUUUGGCUGUGCCCCUGUGGGGCCCGAAGCCUACGUCACGGUGGUGCUGAAGCUGCUUGGCCGAGACUCGGUCAUUACCUCCACGGGACCCAUUGACCUGGCCCAGAAAUUUGGAUACAAACUGGUGAUGGCGCCGGAACUCACGUGUGAGUCUGGGGUGGAGGUCAUGGUGCUCCCUCCACCAUGCAUCUUCGUCCAAGGAGUGAUCACGGUCUUCAAGGAGGCCCCCAGACGUGCUGGGGAAAGGACCAUUCAGCUGGCUGAAAACAGCCUGACCUUGGGAGAGAGGAGAACCGUAUUCAACUGCACUUUGUUUGACAUGGGGAGGAAUAAAUACUGCUUUGACUUUGGCGUUUCAAGCAGAAGCCAUUUUUCCGCAAAGGAGAGGGAGUGCAUGCUAAUUCAGAGAAAUAUAGCUUUCCAGCCAUCCAGCGCGUCUCCUCUUCCGCCCCAGGGUCCGGGGAAGUCCAACAACAUCGUGACCGUCACUGGGAUUUCGCUGUGCUUGUUCAUCAUCGUCGCCACCGUCCUCAUCACGCUGUGGAGGAAGUUCGGCCGCGCCCCCAAAUGCAGCACGCCGGCCCGGCACAACUCCAUCCACUCCCCAGGCUUCCGGAAGAACUCGGACGAGGAGAACAUCUGCGAGCUGAGCGAGCAGCGCGGGAGCUUCUCGGACGCGGGCGACGGGCCCGCGGGGCGCCCCGGGGACGCGGGCAUCCCCCUGACGUACAGGCGCAGCGGGCCGGUGUCCCCGGAGGACGACGCCUCGGGCAGUGAGAGCGUGCAGUCCAACGCCCAGAAGAUCAUCCCGCCGCUGUUCAGCUACCGCCUCGCCCAGCAGCAGCUGAAGGAGAUGAAGAAGAAGGGCCUGACGGAAACCACCAAGGUGUACCACGUGUCUCAGAGUCCCCUGACGGACACGGCCAUCGACGCGGCCGCCGUCCCCGCCCUGGACGUGGAGAGCCCCGAAGAGGCUGCAGCCAACAAGUUCCGGAUCAAAUCCCCGUUCCUGGAGCAGCCAGCCGUGGGUGCCGCGGCCAGGCCCCCCUGCAGGCUGGACCUCCCCGUCUGUCGCGCCAGUUGUGCCGUCAGCCCCAGCCAGACGGUGAUCCGCAAGUCGGCCAUGAGGCACGUGGGCGGCAGAGGGGCGCCGCCGGAGAGGAGCCACCCCAGGGGCUCCCACUUCAGGAGGACAGCGAGCUUUCACGAAGCCAAGCAGGCCCGGCCGUUCCGGGAGAGGAGCAUGUCCACCCUGACUCCACGGCAGGCUCCGGCCUACAGUUGCAGGACGCGGACCUGGGAGCAGGCGGAAGACCGAUUUCGGCCUCAGAGUCGAGGCGCUGCCGCGUUUCCUGAGAAACCGGACCAUUCCCAAGGGGCAGGUGCAACCAGGGGUCCAUUAAGCCCUCCCCCUAAAUCCUACACCCUGGGGCAGCCCGCGAGGAAACCAGACCUCGGGGAUUGCCAGGCAGGAUUCGUGGCAGGAGGUGAGAGAGCGGAGCCUCCCAGAGCUCGGAGGGGCCCGUCCCCCAGUCACAGGAGUGUCCCAAGGAAGCAGCCGUCCCCCACGGCCCCCAAAGAUAGCUACCAGAGGGUCAGCCCUCUGAGCCCGUCUCAGUGUAGAAAAGACAAGUGUCAGAGCUUCCCAGCCCACCCCGAGUUCGCCUUCUAUGACAAUACAUCCUUCGGCCUCACUGAGGCAGAGCAGAGGAUGCUGGACCUCCCCGGCUAUUUUGGGUCAAAUGAAGAGGAUGAAACCACAAGUACACUCAGUGUGGAGAAGCUGGUCAUCUAGACCCAGAUCAACCUGAGACUUCACACAACUGGGGUCCUUUGCCCAGCUCCUGGUAUCAGCUGCUCACAGUGUUCUGUGGACUGAAUUAUGUAGCUAUUUGUACAUUAGGAUUGGGUGGGGAGGAGGUAACUAAAGUGUGUGUAUGUGUUUUAAUUCAUAAGGAAGAAGUUACUUAUCCUGAACUUUCCCCUUUGUUAUCCCAGUUCUCUUGGCUUAUUACUAAUAAGUACAAUAAUAAAAUUUAAAC